UAAACUUCCAACACAAAAGCCAGCACCACCACAAACUCAGCGACAACCAUCAAGACCAGACCAGUGGGCAGUUUUGGUAGACAUCAAUGAGUCAGUGCAAGAUUUUCAUGAAAGAAUUCCGCAAAUGGCUUUUCAUGUAGGUUUAACAAUUGACGAUUUUAAAAUAACCUGUAGUAUUAAGUCAAUGGGAUCAGAUGGUCAAGUUUUAGAAUUUAUUGAAAUAAGCUGAACUAGCCAAUCAACUUAACCCUAUGGAUGUAGCAAGUCAACAUAACCCUACUGAUGCACCUAGUCAACAUAUGUCAGCAAAGUCAUUUUGGGUUAGAAGAAUUUUAGGCUGAUUCUUCUGAAACUCUCGCUUUUGCCUGCCCGAUAGUUUUAAAGCACCUUUCUAUAAAUAGAUAUCUAAGUGAAUCUACACUGGACUAAAAGUGUUUCUUUGUAUAUUGCUAAGGUCAACAUUUCCUUUAAAGUGAAAAGCUAGUUAUGAAUUAAAAAAAACUUGAACGGUAAUGACACAACCCCUAAUUAAACAAAACCCCAAAACAAAGAAUUUUCGUCAAAAAUACUUUGUAUAAUGUAAUAUCCAGCAAUCGGGGUGGUGUUAAAAGUUUGGCAAAACAUGCAUAGAAGUAAUGCCCUUUAUAAGAAUCCCAAUAAUCGAUUUUUCCCCAAGUUUUUUUUACUCCACACAGCUAUAAUAAUAUUGUAAUGAGCCACCCACUUUUACACCGCAGAUUUAUUUCCUCAACUAUCUCAGAAAAAAAAAGACAAUAUUACGCGCCAAACGCGCAUGCAAUUUAAAAAAAAAAAAGAAUCACAUUUAACGCAGUUAUCGGGAAUUCUAUAUAGUAAAAUAAGUGGCAUCAUAUUCCCUUCAUCAUCCUCUUGAAAAACUAGAAAAAAAACUUGUUUUUGGGUAUUGUGGGUGGGGCUGAAAAUCUCAAAGAAUGUGUUGUCAGUGGCAACGAGUCUUUGUGCCAAGUUUCAACUCGAUAGCUUGACGAGAAGUGGGUCUAUUAGCGGUCCGGAGAUUUUGCCAGCCAGAAACACACGAACAAAGCGGAGUUAAUAUAAAGGAUUUAAAAAUAAUGCACAUUUCAGACACAUCUGGGGAACUGAGUACAGAAACACAAAUUCGGACACAUCUGGGGAACUGAGAACACAACACACAAAUUCGUAAAUUAGAUGGCGAGAACAUGUCUUACAUUUCUGUGUGUUCUUCUAUUGCCACCAUUGAAAUAACUCACGUGACCACCUGGUUUACACAUCCAUUCACAGUGGCCGUUUGAGCUGGACACGUUCCAGAAGCAAGCCAUCCUGAGGCUAGAGAACAACGAG
Molecule: messenger RNA, 1341 nt
Organism: Lymnaea stagnalis (great pond snail)
Lineage: Eukaryota; Metazoa; Mollusca; Gastropoda; Lymnaeidae
Source: the annotation of a GenBank genome assembly